AUGGAGGGAGUAGUGGAAGAUUUGGAACAACAACAUGACGAGUUGAGAGGAGAUGUUAAUCAGUUGAAAGAACAAAUGAGUAAGAUUUUGGACAUGCUACAAUCAAUGGAGUCAAGAAGGGAUACAAAUGGGAAUUCGUCUGAGCAACCUCAUGUUACACCUGCUUACCCCCCUGGGUUCACUCCUCCACCACAGCCAAACCAAAAUACUCAGGUCCAGUUCCCUCCAUAUGGGUUACCCCAAGGCUAUACACCACCAGUGGCUGCAAACACUUCAGAAAAUGAUCAUCACGCUUCCACCAUGAACCCUCAAAACCAGAUUCAUAAUACUCAAACUCUAUUCCCUCCAUAUGGCUUGCCUCCGGGAUAUAUGCCACCAGUGGCUAAUAAUAAUGAGAAUAAUCCCAUUACCUCUGUCUUAAACCCACCGAACCAAACACAACCCCAAGAUCCAAACCUUGAAACAAGUGGACCACAAAUUCCAACUCAACCUCACAUCCAAACGCCUUAUACCCAUGUACAUACACCACCGGUUGACACAACUCAAGUUGGAGGCCCGUCGAUCCACCAAAGUGUCGUUCCCACAUCAGUUAUCAUUACACACCCUAGCCAACUCGAGGAUAACUCAUCUAAAGACAAAAUACAAUUUUUGGAAGAAAGAUUAAGGGCAAUUGAGGGAGUUGAUCAUUAUGGACUCAAUGCUAUUGAUUUGUGUCUAGUUCCUGAUGUUGUGAUCCCUCCUAAAUUCAAGAUUCCUGAAUUCGAUAAAUAUAGAGGGGACACAUGCCCAAAGAACCAUCUCACCAUGUAUUGUCGAAAGAUGGCCUCAUGUGCUCACAAUGAUAAAUUGUUGAUCCAUUUCUUUCAGGAAAGCCUUAUAGGGGCUGCCUUGGGUUGGUACAUGAACUUGGAGCGAGGACGAAUACAUACGUGGAAAGAUUUGGCAGAAGCGUUCUUAAAGCAAUACAAGUACAACAUGGACAUGGCCCCAGAUCGCACGCAACUGCAAAAUAUGUUGAAGAAGGAGAAUGAAACUUUUAAAGAGUAUGCCCAGCGUUGGAGAGGAGUGGUUUCUCAAGUACAACCUCCUUUGUCUGAAAAAGAAAUGGUCACAAUGUUCAUUGAUACGCUCCAAUCACCCUUUUAUGAUAGGAUGAUUGGAAACGUAUCAUCGAACUUCUCAGACCUAGUCGUUAUUGGAGGAAGGGUUGAGAUGGGUGUACGAACUGGUAAGAUUGCUCACUCAUCAACAGGAUCAAUGUACGCAAAGAAGCCAUCAACAAAUACAGAUAAGAAGAGAGGAGGCGAAACAAAUGCAGUAAUGUCAACCUCUAUCGGGUCCAAUCGUGUCCCUUUUGCACCUAGUCAUCGACCCCAAUACAUGCAUAACCCAAAAGUGGCAGCUGUUUCUUUACCUCCAUAUCCACAACAUUAUCAAUUUGGGAUGGCCUAUCGAUUACCUGCACCACCAUCGCAAGUCCCAAUACCUCAACAAAAUCAAUCAAAAACUCUCUCUCCUAAUGUGGAUAACACUUAA
This is a messenger RNA of Cajanus cajan (pigeon pea), 1536 nucleotides long. Lineage: Eukaryota; Viridiplantae; Streptophyta; Magnoliopsida; Fabales; Fabaceae. The record is from RefSeq and is a predicted model, not a curated record.